Paramuricea clavata is the source of this 10873-nucleotide messenger RNA. The record is from the annotation of a GenBank genome assembly. NCBI's taxonomy places the organism in Eukaryota, Metazoa, Cnidaria, Anthozoa, Malacalcyonacea, Plexauridae.
AUUAAAUUCACUUUUAUCAUUAAAGCAUGUAAACACUUGGCUGAAGAACGAUUGAUCUCUGGCCUGAUACGAACCUAGUUCGUUUAAUGUCCACCACGAAAGUAUUACUGUAGAAAUUCUCCUCUAAAAGGGAUAUAUAUUUCACUCUCUCGCUUUUGGUUCUGCGAGCGAUUUUCGUCUAUAUAUAAUUAUAUAUAUAUAUAUCAAGACAAGUGCUGUUGAAUAUUCGACAUAUCUCGGCUGAAUAUGAUCAACGCUCAUUGUCAGCAAAGUCCAGUUGUCUAUUGCAACGAGAAGAAAUUAUACCACUUCAGAAUUUUUGAAUUCAAAUCAGGUAGCUGUAUAUACACUUUUAUAUUAUAUGAAAUUAGUUAUUCAAGACUGUAUAGUCACACGCUGUUUGAUGUACAGUGAAUUAUAGUAAUAAUAUUAUAAGCUCAUGACUGGCACUUACACGCGUAAUACAUACUAUAAUGUUAUUGUGUAAACUGUAUUGUACUUCUAUAAUUUAGUGUAUAUUUUAAUAACGUUCUCAGGGAAAAGCAUACAAAACCGGCUUAUGUAUGUUGAGAUUGGAGUUAGCUGUUGAGAUAGAUAGUCUUGUGUUUAUAUUUUGGAAGCUGUUAUAUGUCAGCGACUGAAGAUUGUAGCCGCGCUGGUUAAUGUAGAACAACGAAGCUAUAUCUUAUUCCUUUAUUGUCAAAGUCGUAGCCACUAGAAAUGUGCUGGGUAAGACAGUGCAUUAUUUCGCAGUGAAUUUUACAUCCUAAUGUAUGUAUGAUUGUACUGACUCGAGUAUAUACUCUUAGCCUAAUGACGUAGACUGCAUAUAAAUUGCACACAGUAGAAUGUAUAGAAAAUUCCUUCGCUAAAAUAGGAUUGCAAAAUCAUUAAAAAUGCAGACAUUUUGAGUUUGGACUUUAAUACUUGUGUCAAAUACAUUCAGUGAACUCGCGCAGUUGAGGAAAUAUUACAGAGUUAUAUUGCCAACGGACAUCUUAUGACGCACUUGCACUCACACAAACAACCUUUUAGCGCCUUUGACCUUAAACAACAAGUCGCACUUUGCUCUUAUAAAUUCUGCUUGCUUGAAAUUAUCUGAAAAUGAGAUUGGAGCGGUGAUAAUAGAGCAUUUAUAUUGUCAUUAAAAGAUUCAAGUCUGGGCUGGAAUUUUUUAAUAUAAUUUUGCUUGUAAAGGCUCAGACAUGAGUUCCAUUAUAAGCGAAUAUCAUGUACCAUUUAUGAAAUAUUGCAAAUAUAAAAUUUCAAACUUAAAAUUGUCAUAACUUUUAAUAACUGGACCAAUAAUGUUGAAGCAGUUCAUGUGUGAGCCCCGUUGUAAAAUGGGAAAUUUCCCUAUCUUCUCUAAUACAAAGCAUUAAUCUAAAUACAAGGUGCUAUAACAACCAGCUGGUCUAUUAAAUAUAUAUAUAUGGAUUUGAAUUUUGCGCAAUGUGUAUAGAUAAAUAAUAAAUAUAUCUAGCCGAGCGAUCUAGAAUACUCCAAAUCUUGCUCAGCAUACGGGAUUAUUAGCAUUUCAUAAAGAAGUUCUUAACCACAUUAUUGCAUGCAUAAAUUAAUACACGUCUGGAAGAAUCGUUAGGCAUUACAUUAUAACCAGCGCUAUAAGCUGUAAAUUAAAUAUAUGUUGAAUUUUUUAAUGCGUUCAGUUGUUUGUUUCUUGUUAGUCAUUUUCAUCAAUUCAAAAGUGUCAAAACUCACUCAAUGCUGGCAAUACCUGCCAUUAGUACAUAAAAUCAUUUUCAUGUAUAUAUGGAUUUAUUGUCCGCCGUAACUAACCUAAAGAGUAAAGGCUUCUAAGAUAUAGCAAAACAUUUUACUUAAAAGUAUAUAUAAUACGGUCGUUAUACUGACCAUAAUGGCUCCUUGUUUUCAAAUACGUUUAUCUCUAAUAGUUACAUAAUUAUGAUAAAAGCUUGGCUCAAGAUGGAGUUUCAUAAUAUGAGAUAUUUUAAUGUACAAAACACGAUGCGUACAAUACUGUUGUGAUGGCGAGGAAAGAUUGCAUCAGCCUGCUUUCCAUAUGUCCCAUAUAUGCUCGUAAUGCUCGUCAAAAUAGAGUCAUGAUCUUUCUCAACAGCCAGUUUAUAAUAGUUUACACCCAUCAGUAUAAAUCAUAAGUAUUCUCUUGUUCUAAUCAUUCCUCAUAUUUUUAGUUCUAAAAUGUUGUAUUUCAGCUGAUGAGAAAGACCGUGACUCAAUCUUUACGACCGUUACGACCAUAUGGAAACCAGGUUUAAUUAAACAACUGUGCAGGUUCCACAAAGGGCUGAUAGAGCUAUCCACUAUAGAUAAUCAUUUUGAACCGUUGUAAAAUUGCUAGAAAAGUUAUAAACUACCAAUAUAAACUUCAAAAUUAAUAAAACGAUUUCAAACUUUAAUUCAUUGACGAAGAAUUUAGAAAGGUUUCCAUCUCAUAUCAACGCAGAUAUUGCUAAAUAUGCUAAAUAUGCUAUCCGAGUCAGGAUUAGAUUGGACAAAUACCUGAACUCUGCAUGUAGUAUGCUUUGUGGUGGACCGCAGUUUUGGUUCUUCUCCAAAACUAUAAUUAAAAUACACGUUUUAAAUUAAUUGGUCCACAACUGACGUCAAACUCAGCUUAUUUGAUUUUAUAAUUUUUGUUUAGUAUUUUAAUAUUUGCAUCUUUCCAAAUUGAUCAAAAUGAAAAAUAUAUAACAUUAGUUGCGAUAUUAAGUAACAUAAUUGAAAUUGAAAGAAUUUUGAAAUCAUGCAGCGUGUAUGACGUUAACACAGCGAAACGCUGAUUCAAAUUUAAUUGAUGAGAGUUGAUCAGAGUCUUUGCUAUACGUGCGCUGUGAUAUCCAAUCAUCUCUCAUGCAACUCUUGUUCUCGUUUGACAGGGGAAUGAGAGUUGAGAAAACUGUCAUGCAAACUCUCGUUUCCCAACUCUCAUCAACUCUCAUGCAACUCUUGUUCUCGUUUGACCGGGGCAUGAGAGUUGAGAAAGCUGUCAUACAAACUUUCGCUUCUCAACUCUCACCAAUUUUCAUGCAACUCUUGUUCUCGUUUGACAGGGGAAUGAGAGUUGAGAAAGCUGUCAUACAAACUCUAGGUUUAACUAACAAGGCUUAACUACUCAAAAGCGCGAUUCUGAUUGGUUAUCUUUUUGGUUAUGUGAUUGGUUAACUCCAGUUAACUACAUUUUCAUACAACGGCCCCUGGAAGCCUAUGUUUGCCUUGAUAUGAUCAUGAAGCCGAAGCUCGCAAUUAUUUUGUUUUUCUAAAAUUUCGUUAAUUUCCAGUGUAGCCUUCUGCUGCAUGUUUUUCGAUAUUUUCCGGAAUUCCAAAUUUUUUAUUAUUAAUUAGUCUGGGAAAGCAGACGUCAGCACACUUCCAAGAAUACGUCAAAGCGGUCAAGGAAAUGAAGCACCGCAGGAAAUGACCGCCCAUCUAUGACAUAAAAAAAUUAUAUGAUCUAGAUCGUGAUUAUUGUGGCGUGUAUAUGUCAUGACUGACGUCAACAUGGUCAGUAGGAAAGGAUUUUACUGACAUAUUCUGUGCAUUGAUAUUUUCCGUUUCAAAAUAUUGCUCCAAUAGAUAUUCAUCUGCUAAUCAUCGGGUUUUGGCUUAUAAAGCUUCCUUCCUACUUCGAAAUUCUUGGAAUAAUUUAAGCGCUUCGUCGGGGAACUACAAUGAGAAAUGUAUAUAGUCACUUUCAUCUCCAAAUACCGCCUAAAUUCUAUACUCAUGUAUUUGCACCCAGUUAAUGACGGUUUAUUAAUCCCGUUGAUUUUUUUAAUUAAAAUCAUAAUAUUUUAUACUAAGUACAUCCAUGCAUUGUAUGUAUGAAUCACGCAGAGUAUAGGCUUUCUUGAAAAGGUGAAAAAACAAGCAAAACAUGCUGAUGUAAAAUAGUAAAAUUGUCUCUUCAAAUUUGUUGUUCCUUAUUAAACAGGCAAUAGUGAAAUAUUUUUUCUGUUAUAAACUCGAACGAUCUGUGGCAGCGUAGGUAGUGACACUAGAAAACCGGUUGGUUUCAAUGACCUGAAUAAUACAAUUAAAACUUGCGAAAAAGGCCCUAGCUACAACUUCUCGGGCCUUCGCUAGAAAUAUCGAAGUUUUAUCUGCAUUUUUAGUAGUUGAAUUUUUGCCAAUCCGCACUUUUCUAACCGCAGAUUUUUAUCGCAUGUUACCUUGUGCCAAGAAAUUUGUCUUGCCAGUUUUACUGACAUGUUCCAGAAUGUAUCAGAAGGUCUGACUCGACACACUUUGUUUCUGGGACUGAGUGGAUAGGCAUUCCUUUUGUGUGACAUUACUUGUGUUUUGGGCACAUUGACAUUGUGUAGUCUCGCUGGCAUUUUUCAUAUCCUUCUAAUUAUGUGUUUUACUUCUCAGCGCAUGCCAAAUUAAGUAAUGCCGCUGUUUAUAGUCAUACGUUUUUCUUGUUUAGUAUUGGUAAUAUAAUACAGAGGUUCACAUUUGAUUUACUACCUCUCUCUGCUUACUCCGCAUCUGAAUGGUGAAACCGAUAUAUGAAACGUAUUUGAUUGGUUAAUCGGAUAUAUGAAACGCAUCUGAUUGGUUAAUCGGAAAUAUGAAACGCAUCUGAUUGGUUAAUCGGAAAUAUGAAACGCAUCUGAUUGGUUAAUCGGAAAUAUGAAACGCAUCUGAUUGGUUAAUCGGAAAUAUGAAACGCAUCUGAUUGGUUAAUCGGAAAUAUGAAACGCAUCUGAUUGGUUAAUCGAAAAUAUGAAACGCAUCUGAUUGGUUAAUUAAUCGGAAAUAUGAAACGCAUCUGAUUGGUUUAUCGGAUAUAUGAAACGCAUCUGAUUGGUUAAUCGGAUAUAUGAAAUGCAUCUGAUUGGUUACUCGGACACAUGAAAUGCAUCUGAUUGAUUAAUCGGAUAUAUGAAAUGCAUCUGAGUGGUUAAUAAUCCUUCAAUGGUAGCAGUAGUGGAAGUCAAAUUUGAAUCUCUGCAUGUGUUAUACAUCAGCAGCAUUAUUUUGUGCACUCUUUUACGUAAAAUAUGUUUAUUUCACCGUUAUAGUUUUCACUUAGAGUUUUAAUAAGCCAGCUUUCUGUGUGAAUAACACCAAAGAAUAAAUCCAGGACUUUGUAAUAUUUCGAUGUAGAAAAUGAGUAAAAAUUGACUUUUCAUUGAUUUUGCAGAACCGUUUUGUGAAGAAAGAAAUGGCACGUUAUUGUCAAGGUCAUGUGACAAUGUCACACAGAAGUUAAGACAAGCUGAAAGGUUAGUCGAUGAUCAUGCACCUAAUGCUUUUUUUGUAUUGUUCCUAUCUAGUCUGAAUACAAUCAGUGCGGACAAAAUUCCUGAUUUUAGCAUGUAUGUUAGCUUGCAGUAGAUAUUGAGUUAAAAUUGUCGAUAAAGUUUUACAUGGCAGCAAAAAUCACGACAGCUUUUUUGUGUUUAAAGGCCGAUUUCCAUUCAGUGCAAAAUGUCGCAAGAUCAACUUUUUGUGAUCGCUUUCUUUUGAAAUGUGUUCAGUCGACCUCGUCCGUUGCGUUUGAUUGCUUGUUUUCAAACGAAAGUGAUCGCAAAAUUUCGAUCGCGCGACAUAUUCCAUUGAAUGGAAAUCCGCCUUAAUAGUGCCCUUUUCCCAUCAUUAUGAAAUUUCAGGUUUUUCCACCGUUGAUAAUUGGACGUAAAACAAUUGAAAAUGAAUCCCAUUUGGAAUUAUAUUCAUGAAUUUAGAUUUAAAAAGAAGUCUUGGACAUGUCUUCAGAGGUUUGACAGCCCUGAAAGUAAUGGCAACAAUUCCGCAUUCAUCGACCAGUACGAGCAAAAGAAGUGGCGGUUUACUUGAUUUGUGUUUCUGCUUGUUUUACCAAAAAUGAAAGAAAUCUCUAGCUUUCCAUUUAUAAUUUUCCAAAUGGUAUAAUUCGGGAAUCAAAAGAACUCCGUAAGAAGUGGAUAAAUGUAAUUGCCUGCAAAGAUUUCUUACCAACAACAGGCCAUAAAGUGUGUUCUUUGCACUUUCCUGGAGGACGCAAAACCUACGCGAACCAGCUGGAAUACGUGUCUGAAUGUUCCACAGCAUCCUCAACGAAUUAUCGAUUAACAAUAAAAGUACAGAAUAUAACUCCUUUAUAUAUAAAAAAAAUAUACUUCGGGAUUUCUUUUAUUCUUGCUAAAACAACCAGGAACCCAAACACGUAAAACCACCAUUUCUUUCACUCCUACCGUCGAUGAAUGCGGAAUUGUUGUCGUUACUUUCAGGUCUGCCUAACCUCUGAAGACCCGUGCAAGAACUGUGGUCUUCAUUGGCUUGAAUAGCCUCUAAAAGGACGUCAGAGAACAGCAGCACACUCACCCACGACAUUAGGUAUUUUGGAUUGUUUUCCUGCUGAUGACUACUAAGACCAAAAUUCCCCGCGCGCUUCACACCUUGUGACGUCAUUAGGAAUAAGGUCUAUUGUUGUUACUUCUGCUUUCGUUCGUUAUUUAUAGCUUUUCCUUCUGGUAUGUACUGCUUUAAUCAUGCACAAAGCUGCACAAUGCAAUUUUUAAUCGGCUUCUAUUUAGUCAUUUCAAUUCUGCUUGGAAUGACACACGGUAUUGAAAGCAGAAAAGCACGUUAAGGUUGAACGUUUCUGUUAUACACUCAGUACAUUUAGAAAGCUGCGGAUUGUUCUUGAUUGCAGGUAGUUCUGCGGAUCGUUCUUGUUGUGUUGAUUGAUAGAGAUUCAACUACCUGAAAAAUGGAAAGAGAAAUUUGUCGUUUCGAGCGAAGAUCCUUCGUCGGGAAUAGUGACAAAGCUGGCCAUGGCAAAUGGUCAUGCUAUGCUACUAAACCUGCAUCUAUACACGUUAAGGACAAUACAUUUCUAGAGGUUUGAAUAAUGCAAAUGAUUAAAAAUUUACAUAGCAAUAGACCUUUUCCCUUAUGAUUGAAAUUUUGAUCUAGAUAUGCCUAGACAAAUGCGAAGUUUGCCAAAUACGAAGUUUGCCAUUUUUCAGUCAUUUUGCAUUAUAAACGGAAAAUUGAUAAUCAGAUGAUCAAACUGAUUAUCAAUUUUCCCAUUUGUAAUACAAAAUGACUGAAAAACGGCAAACUUCGCAAGGUUAUAUUAUCCGCAUUUUACAACAUUUCGGAACGAAACUUCGGAAUAUUACUAAUUUUGUGAUGCUCUUUCAAGCUGUGAUUUUUGUCCAGACUUGUCUAGAUCAAAAUUUCACUCAAAAGGGGAAAGGUCUAUUGUCAUGGCUAAGCUCGCCGCUGGUCCGGAAAUUAGACAGUCUAACUUCCCGAUGUAGGGCUUCCGCUCGAAACGUCAAACUGUCGAAGUUCUUGUAGUUUUCAGUCAGUUGCAUCCCUAUCAAUCCAAAACUUUCUUAUUAUUGGCAAUACCUACACUGCCACACACCGUUCUGUACAUUUAUUAAUAUUUAAAAAACGAACUUUUAAAAUAACAUUUCUACUCCAUGUUUAUUCACACUUCCAUUUAUGUUUGCACUCAACUUUGAUUUGUAUAUUUACAUUGCUCUUCAUUCAUCUCCAACCUUCCCUUUUUCCAGAAACAAGCGCAUGUCUGACUCGUUUCCAUUCCACUUCUGGACGCGCGCGCCAAACCGACGUCAUCAGCUGUUCAAUCGAACCAAAUCUUUACCAAUUGAUCUGAGUGAAUGUGGACAGGACAAUUUUUCUCGGGAAGAUUCCCGUGAUGAUCAAAUGUUACUUUCGAAUAAAUAUACUUACACACGUGAUAAUCAUUUGAAGAGAAGGAUUAAUGGGUUCCAUAAUAACAAUCAUGAAAAUCAUCACGGUUCUAGUGGAAUGUUAAAGUUGGUCGAGGACAACAAAGGAGAGCUAAGUGAAGAUAAAUCAGAACACUCUACAGACUUAUCGCAUGCGGAACCACAUAGCACUAACAUCAUGCAUAGCGAUACCUUGGUUGAUGAACAAUGUGCAAAGGUAAGACAUUUAGCUGUUUAAGGGGUUGUUUAUAUGGAGCAAGCCACCUGGAGUACCCGAGCGCGCUCGAUUAUGGCAAAAUUCUUCCUUAGUUUGUUAUUUUUUCGUUUUAAAUUUCUUCUUGCGUUUAUAUGGAAACCGAGGAACCCCCUCUGUUCCCCAGUUCAAUGUUGUGGGGUACAAAAACUGGUUGGAAUACGCCAACAUUGGAAUUGAGAUUUUAACCGUGUUCUGGGAAUACAAUCAACAUUGAACGAUUGGCUAAAGUGUCACAGAUGUUUUGUCCAGGAUUGCAGAUUGUCCCAAAGUUUUGUAGCCUGCUUAAGUUAUCUCAUGUAAUCAAGGGUGAGAUUUGGGUAAACAAAGACCGGGAAGCUGGCUCGCCCUCAUUUCAACAGCCCCUGAACUUCAAAACUAUUUUCGUGACUUAUAUGGUGUGCUAUUUUAUACCUCAAUCUGAAAAUGUUGUACUUUCAUUAAAUCAGCUAGCUCUGUUCUACAAGCAUACUUCUACCUUAAAAUGAGGAUCUGAGUGGGUAACAACUGGACGAAGGAAUUCUAGGAAUUCUCUCCAAUUGAAAUUCGAUAAGAUUCGAUUGUGAUUGCCACUUUUUAAGGUUAAGAAAGCUCCGGCUUGAUAGGGCAAAGCUACCUAAAAAAUACAAGCAAAGUGACGUUUCGAGGGAAUGCCCUUCGUCGCGGGACGUCAGUAACGUGAAGAAAAACUUCGCUCGAAACGUCGAAGUUCUCCUUGUAUUUUUAUGGUAGUUGCAUUCCUAGCAAUCCGUAGCAGUUUCUUAUUAUCGUCACUACCUAUGCAUUUUUGAGGUUAAAACUUUUAAUCGCAAACCUCCAUCCACUUUCGUGCCAUUUUGUGCGACGCAACUUGCAUGACCGAUACAACUUUAAUCUUUAAUAAAAUUUCUUUCGACACGGUAGCCUAUUCAGUAUAAUAUUUACAAUCUGCUUUUCCGGUUCGAAUUCGCGUUGAGAGGUCGAAGAUUUACGAUUUGAGUUUUAUCUUUCAAUGUACAAUCUUAUUUGAUCAACCGUAUGUCGGUUUUUCAAAUCAAAUUUAGGAAUAUAUUCUAUUUUUAGAUGAAUAAUUUAGCAAUUUAUUUUAUUUUUAGAUGAACUCAAAUCUAAACCAGCUAUCAACUCGCUACGCGAAGGAACAUCUUCAAGCUAAGUCGGUAGGAAAACAUUCAUCUCCCUGGUGUACACUAUUUUGUGAUCACAGUAGGAAAUCUGUAUCGAUAAAUUCUGAGUUUUGAAAGAUUUGUAACAAAUGUUCGAGGGAACAAAAUUAAUUUAGUGUUUACUUCAGUCAACUUACAUAUCCUUCAUUAUGUAGUCCAACAUCGACCAACAUGCAAUGUUCACCAAUGACCAACAUUAGUGAUACAAUGUUUACCAAUGACCAACAUUAGUGGUACAAUACUUUAGUGGUACAAUGUUUACCAAUAACUAACAUCAGUGGAACAAUGUUGAGCAGUAUGACCAACAUUGUUGGUACAAUGUUGAGCAAUGACCAACAUUGUUGAUACAAUGUUCAUGAUCACCAACGGCUAACAUUAGUGGUUGGAAUGUUGAACAAUGACCAACACUGUUGGUGCAAUGUUGAACAAUUACCAACAUUAGUGAUACAAUAUUGAGCAAUGGCCAAUAUUGUUGGUACAAUGUUGAUCAUUGACCAACAUUAGUGGUACAAUGUUGAGCAAUGACCAACAUUGUUUCGGAUGUUACUCUGAGUGUGUAUCCACAACGGGCAGGCUGAAACGUUUGCCUGCACUGUGAGUAACAUCAGAAAGAUUAUAUUCACCUGAGUACAAAACAUCAAAACAAACUAAAAAAAUACAGUGUCCAACAUUGUUGGUACAACAAUGUUGAACGAUAUUAGAUGUUGGAUGAAAAUUUUAAACAAAGUCAAAACCUAUCGAACUUCAGGCAACAUUAACAACAUAUUUCAACGAAGCCAAGAACGUUGGAUGAUGUUGGAUCAGCGUGUUAGCCUCGUCUGAAAGUGAGGUUUAGAUUACAACAACCGCAAAUUUUUCAUUGUUCAUCAUUAGUACCCUCCCCAUUAUAAAUAUAGCCUAGUAGUGAACCUUCUGUAAAUACGACGUUCAAUAAACAAAAGAAGCGCACGGAACUUGUCCCUGUAAAAACAGUCGUCCUCAAUAAUUGACUUUACUUACACUAAAUUCCAUGCAUUUGUUAAAUAUAGAAAGAAGAACUUAUCUCUAUCGUAUUGGAAUUACAAGAUGCCUUGAAAUUAGUCACUGACGAUUAACUUCAUGCGUUAGCGUGUUAAUUGGCAUAUGGGUGGCAUUAAUAUGGUACGGUUAAGAGUGGUGGUACAUUUGGUGUCCAAGAAAUUGCCAUUCACGUCGGUGAAUCUGGAAUGAAACAUGUCCAAAACAUGAACAGUAUUGGCAUUGAUAGUAUUCAAGCUUCGCAAAGACAACUUACUCUAGAUAUUCAGCCCGAAAUGACUGUACUCGCAUAUUCAGCACUGAGACGUGUCCGACCGAUCUAAUAUUAGUGCGCCGAGUUUUGGUGGAACAAAAACUGUAUGUGCAAUGGAACGCGAAUUAGCUAGAAAAGUGCUAAUCGGGAAACAAGUAGCUUCAAGAAAUCACAAGAUUUUGUUGUGAGAUAAUUUAGUAAAGUAGUAUUCUUUGUAAUAUACGUUUGUAGAAUAGAAUAGAAAUUACGACCCAGUAAGAUUUGUAUAGUUGUACCUACUAGAGGGCAUUUUUUUAUAUAGCAGAUAAAUUAUUAUACUAAAGUGAUUUGUAUAAUGUUCGUUGAUACAUAUCGUAAAAAAUAUUGACAAAAAGAUAUGUUUAGAGCUCAAUAAUCUCGUGGAAUAUGUGAGGAUUAUUUUACGUUUAUUUGAACAACUGAAAUCAAAGUUUAUGAAAACUUGUGUUCUCGGAGUUUGUGUACACAG